AUGCUCACGAAGGAAGACUGUGCGAAGGGUUCUGAGGUCCAGUGUCAGAAUUUCAAGACUGCAUCUGAGUGUGGAGCCAUUGAACACUGCCAACAAACUCUCUGGAGCAAGGCAACAGUGAAGAACGUGGUUCAGAUGAAGGCUGGUCCCACUUGUGAGCUGUGCCAAUAUGUUAUCAAAGAGAUCAUUAAAUUGCUGGAGGGCAACAAGACUAAGAAGGAUGUGAUUAAGGCAGCAGAGGAGGUGUGCUCAGUGAUCCCCAGCUACGUAGCUGGGAGCUGCCGAGACUUGGUCGACACCUUUGGCCAGAGUACUAUGCAUCUCCUCCUGGAGGAAAUUGACCCUGACUCCAUGUGUAGUGCUCUUAACAUUUGCCAAAGCAAAAGAUCAAUGCCUGCAGUUAACGUGGCCAGGCUUAAGAGUGGCAUCUUCUGUGAGGUAUGCAAAAAGGUGGAUGGGUAUUUGGACCGGAACCUGGAUAAGAACAGCACAAAGGCCAUGAUUCUCUCUGCCUUUGAGAAGGCUUGUAGCAUGUUGCCAGGAAUUUACAAGGAUGAGUGUGAUGAGUUUGUGGGAAAGUAUGAGCCCAUCUUGAUAGCAGCCCUGCAUGAUGAGAUGAAUCCUGAUUCUCUGUGUCUGAAAAUUGGAGCUUGCCCCAAAGCUCCUCCUAAGCCUCUGUUGGGAACAGAGCAGUGUGUCUGGGGCCCAAGCUACUGGUGUAAGAACAUGGAGACAGCCACUCAGUGCAACGCUGUUGAGCACUGCAAGAACCAUGAAUGGAAUUAGAAGAGCGCCCUUCUG
Messenger RNA from Trichosurus vulpecula (common brushtail), 801 nucleotides. RefSeq names its product prosaposin-like. The transcript has 7 exons. The record is from RefSeq and is a predicted model, not a curated record. Gene Ontology annotation, cellular component: lysosome. Bases 1 to 786 code for a protein of 261 amino acids. Gene Ontology annotation, biological process: sphingolipid metabolic process. NCBI's taxonomy places the organism in Eukaryota, Metazoa, Chordata, Mammalia, Diprotodontia, Phalangeridae.